Messenger RNA from Balaenoptera ricei (Rice's whale), 586 nucleotides. Its product is annotated as serum basic protease inhibitor-like. Lineage: Eukaryota; Metazoa; Chordata; Mammalia; Artiodactyla; Balaenopteridae. Gene Ontology annotation, molecular function: serine-type endopeptidase inhibitor activity. Bases 1 to 327 code for a protein of 108 amino acids. The transcript is spliced from 3 exons. The record is from RefSeq and is a predicted model, not a curated record.
AUGAACAUGAGACGGCUCUGCCUCUCUGCAGCCCUUCUCGUCCUCCUCGGCACCCUGGUGGCCGGCACCCCGGGGGGUGAAACCAGCAACCAGGCCCAAGCCCUGCGCCCUGCCUUGUGCCUGGAGCCUCCCUACACGGGUCCCUGCAGGGCCCUGUUCAUCAGAUACUUCUACAAUGCCAAGUCUGGGCUCUGCGAGACCUUCGUUUACGGUGGGUGCAGAAGGAAGCAGAACAACUUCCUGGAUAAGGACGACUGCAUCAGCACCUGUGGUGGCCGCAACAGGGCCCUAGGAGCGCCGGGCAGCUGGGCUCCCCUGAGAUGGUGACGUCCUAGGAGGCCCCACACAGGGCUGGGCUCUGGCUUCUGAAAGAGUUGAGCCUCUUCCUCUGCUUCCUUCUCAGACCUACCCUCCUCAGCAGAACCCUGCCUCUUUCCUCACCUUCAUCCCACUCUCCACCAUCACUGCACCCCUUGGAGGGGGCAGCGAUGGAAGUUCUGGCAUCCAGUUCUGAGCGUCAGUGGUGGCAGAGGAUUUUUCAAUAGAGAAACCCCUUUUCCCCACAGUGAUGUUGAAUAUUUAUCUG